AUGGGAAAUUAAUGGAUUAAAAAUUAUGAUAUAGAUAAAAAGCCAUACAUAACAGGAGGUUAAAACUCAGUAUGGUAAAGUAAUGAAAAAUAGAAUUAAUAUAGUUCAUAAUGCUAAAAAACAUAAAGAAGAAUUUUCUGUUUUUAUAUUUGAUAAAAGAAGUGUUCUUAAACUUGUGAAAAAUGAAAAAGAAAGAGAAAUGAUAUAUGGCACAUUAAGAAGAGAAGGAGAAAAGCUUGCUUCUAUUAGACAUCCAUGUAUCCUUUCAGUUAUUGAAACACCUGGAGAGGAUCAAAAAAGAAUUGUUUGUGUUACAGAAAAAGUUAUUGGUACUUUAAAUUCUAUUGUGAAAAGUAAUAUUCUAGUAUAUUUAUGUUUAGAUGAUAAAUUAAAUUCAUGCAGCAUAAUGGAUGUGAAAUUAAUUUUGUUAUAAAUCAUAGAAGGAUUAAGUUUUCUACAUAAUGAUGUAAAAUUAAAUCAUUUCAAUCUUUCGCCAGAUAAUAUAUAUGUAACUACUGAAGGAAAAGUCAAAGUAGCUAUUCUAUUGAAAUUUAGAUUGGAGGAUUUAUUUUCAGUUAACCAAAUCCUAUGGGAAAUUCAAUUAAUGUGGAUAUUGAUUUAAUUCCAAAGCCAUAUGAUAAAUAAUUAUAACUCUAUCCAGAUUUAGCUUAUAUGGCUCCAGAAUUAACUUUAAAUCCAUCAUUAGGAUCUUAUCAAUCAGAUAUAUUUUCAUUAGGAUUGAUGUAAAAAUAUAUUAAAUUAAUUUAGAUUAGCUGGUUUAUUAAGAUUACAAUUAUCAGGAAUGAAAGACCUUACUUUAUUCUAAAUUUCACAUAUCACCUAAUAUUAAUCUAGUUUUGAUUGUCUCUUACCAUUUAUAUAAAAAAGCCCUUUUUUUAUUUAAAUUUAAGAUCAAUCAUUAAAAGAUCUUAUUAUUAAGAUGUUGAGUAAAGAAUUAAGUUAAAGACCUACUAUAUUGGAAAUAUAUCAUCAUGAAUUUUUUUUAGAUCCUUUAAUUAGAUUGAUGCAUUCACUUAAAUAGUUUUAAUAAUUUGAUUCUGAGCAAUAAGCAGCAUUACUAAAAUAAAUAUCAAAAAGCAUUUAUAAAGUAUAUAUUUAUAAUAUUUAUGAGUUUGAAAGAUAAGUAAUUAUUAGAAAUAUCUUACCAAAUAUUAUGCCAUUAAUAACUAAUGAAAAAUUGAUGCAACAUGUAAUCUUCAUAGCAAUUGAUGUUUCUAAAAUGCCUGAUUAAACUAUUCAAGAUAAAUAUGUUAAUUUAUGUUGGAAUUACAUUAAAAAGGUAUCUGGAUUACCAAGUAUGCCUGCUCAAGCUCUUUAUUGUUUAGUAUAAAACAUAAAAUAGUUUUAUGAAAUUAAAAUACCUGAUAAUGAAAUUUAAUCUCAUCUUAUUCCUCUAUUUGUCAAAUGUUUUGAAUCUGAUGUGGCUAAGCUUUAAGAAGUUGCAUUAAGCUAAACUUAAAUGAUCAUGGAAAAAAUUGAAUAUUAAUACACAAAAAAUAAAGUAUCAAAAAUAUAUAAUUAAAGAUAUUGCCUAGAUUGUUAUAAUUAUGUUUGGAUUCAUCCAACAAGGAAGUUAAUUUAUUAGCAUUAUAAGUAUUGAGCAAAACCUAGCAUAUAUUUGAUAAAGUUUCUAUUUCUGAUACUAUUUUACCAUCUUUGGAAAAAUUUAGAAAAAUCACUGCUCCUAAUAAAAUAUAAGCUUAAUUAUUAUUAGAGAUCUAUAAAUCAUUUUUGCAGCAUCUAAAUUAUGAAGUAAUUAUUAAUAAUAAUAAAGCAAAUUGUAACUAGAUUACUUCCUUAAUUAUUACCUUAUAUAAUCGAAUUAAAUAUUGGGAAAUCAUUAAUAUAAAAAUAUUCAGAAUUACUUUAAAGUUUAAUUUAGAAAAUAGCUGUUGAGAGAAUGUCAUGUUUACCUGAAGAUAUUGAUGAAUAAUAGUAAUCACAAUCAUAAUAAUCAUAAUCAUAAUCAUAAUAAUAAUAAUAAUAAUAAUAACAAUAAUAAUAAUAAUAACAAUAAUAAUAAUAAUAACAAUAAUAAUAAUAAUAACAAUAAUAAUAAUAAUAAUAGUCAAAUCUAAAUCUAACUUUUUAACAAUAAAAUUAAUUUGAAAGAUCAAAUAAUAGCUAUUAAAAUAUUGGUGAUUUUAAUUUUAAUCAACUUUAACCUCAAUCUUUAUAAUUAAAUCAAUCAAAUAGCAGUAUUUCUCCAACCGUAAUAGGCAUUCCUUAAAAUGAAAUUCUUGAAAUAAAUUAAUUAAAUAUUGCACUUAAUCCAAUUUCAUAAGGAUUAAUAUAAUAAUCAACUUAAAAUAACACUUAAGUUUAUACUUCCCCUAUCAUUGGGAUUCCAUAAGAAAUUAUUUAAUAAUAACCUCUUAAUUUUGAUUUUGCAAAACCAUUCGAUCAAUCUUAUUCUUAAUAAUUUAAUAUUUAAUCAAACUUGAAUUUAUUGAAUUAAGAUGAUACUAAAUGGAAAAGUUUAUAAAAUUAAGAACCAAGCAAUCCUCUUCAAACUAAUAAUUAAUUACUUAAUUUCGAUAAUCCAUUCUAAAAAAAUCAAGAAUAACAACAAAAGGUAGUUAUGAAUAAAUACAAAGAAUUUGAUAACAUCAAUCUUUUAGAUGAAUAAUCUCCAUAAAUAUCAUAACAACCUUAACUAGUAAAUAACCUUCAAUUAUCAGUUGAUCAAUAGUAAAACUAAGAAUAAAAUAAUAAUACUAGUUAGGAUAAACAAAUGAAUAUUAAUAUUAAUUUUGAUCCAUUUUAGAGUUGGGGGAAAUUCUGA
Molecule: messenger RNA, 2806 nt
Organism: Paramecium sonneborni
Lineage: Eukaryota; Ciliophora; Oligohymenophorea; Peniculida; Parameciidae
Source: the annotation of a GenBank genome assembly